CGCAUGCCUCGGAAACGACAAUGAAGAAGACGCUGCGCAGCCGUUCGCCUCUGUUCGCUUGAUUGAGAAAGGCCUGAAUUUAACUAUUCACUCGGAAGACAAAGCCAGAAUGAGAGCCGGCUCAAAGCGCAGAACUUCUGCUGUAAACGACGACAGUCAGAGGGGCCAGAUUUCGGAACCGCAUCCUAUCUACUUUCGGCAUGGACGACCACCUGCGGGUUCUCCGAGCUUGGAGGGCGGGAUUCCACACUUCUACAUGUUCCGCCUUUCACACGUGGGUCUCUGUGCUGCCAUCAUCCUCCUCGCCACCUUCGCCCUCUUGCUCGUGUGCGCCAUCUUGUUUCCCGUGCUUCUCAGCUCACCCCCACAUGGUGGCCAAGAGGACGAGCUUGGCGUCACCACCAUGACCGCCAUCAGCAGCAGCAGCAUUCCGCCAGAGUGCGUAGACAAGCCCUGCCUGCCUGAGUCAGCCCAACCCAUAGUUUAUAAAAGCAAUAUCUGUGGUAACGUUCUGCCCCAUAAUGCCGUUACAGCCUUGUACUUUAAGGCCAAGCCUCAGGGACUGUUCAGCUGGCAGGUGCCACCGUGCAGUGAUUUCUACAGCUUUGUGUGCACCGAGGACCUGCUGAACCGGACGUACCCGCAGUGGUUGCCUUACAAGCAUGCCAGCGUCGCGUACCUGUACCGUUCGGCACUGCGCUACGUCCGAGAAGAUGCGAAGAACAUGCGGAUCAUGGACACCGCUCUGGCUGAAGUGACUAGCUUUGUGCACAACUGCUCCUCUACCCGAGCACGCCAACCGGACCUGGAGGCUGGACGAGGCGGUCGCACUCUCCCUGAGACUCCUGGACGUUGCGCCCUUCUUCCACCUCCAGCUUCCCGACUGCCCAUGCAGAGUACCAGGAAGUUCUGCUGACAACGCGUAGCCCCCUUGUGCCCCGUCUCGAGUUGUACGAAGCGAGCAAGCAACUGGACCGUCUCAUCAGCACCUGGUGGACGCUGAGGACUCUGAUGCCGUCGCUCAGGCAGCAAACAAUGACUGACGUGGAGGCUACCCUCAGCAUAUUCAAGGACAUC
Messenger RNA from Dermacentor silvarum, 1077 nucleotides. RefSeq lists its product as uncharacterized. The transcript has 9 exons. The record is from RefSeq and is a predicted model, not a curated record. The coding region runs from base 110 to 916 and encodes 268 amino acids. Lineage: Eukaryota; Metazoa; Arthropoda; Arachnida; Ixodida; Ixodidae.